CAAGUUGUCAGAUUGAGUGUCGCUCAUAUCGUCGCUUAGGUUAUUUUCAGCGAAUGGAAUUUAAUUUUUCUUUAAUAAAUAAGAAAAUAGAACAUCGUGAAAAUGAAGAUUUAUACAAACGAAAAUAAUACGGCGACUCUGAAAUUGCUAAUAGCGGGAAAUUUAGCUGAGAAAAAGUUAGAAUUACAGAAAGCUACUUUCGAAGACUCAUUUGCAGGGCCAAAGUCACUACCACUGUUGGAGGUGGACGAGGAAUUGACCUUCUUCUCAAGUAAUGCGGCUGCACAGUAUCUGUUUCCAGUCCUUGAUUUGUCGGAGAAUGGACAAUGUCAACAAAUGCAAGAAUGGGAGGCCACCCGUCUCCAACCGGCUGUCGCCACUGUAUUAACCGCCAAGACUGUGUCCGCAGACGUGAAGGAAAUGACCCAAUCGCUGUUACGCAUGGUCGAUGGGCUGUUGAGUAAACACAAAUAUAUUAUUGGGGAAAAGUUGUCUGCCGCGGACGUAUCAAUAUGGAGUACAUUAUAUCCGUUGAUCUAUAACCCUGAGAAUCAGCAAAGCUAUUUGAGUGAAUGUUACAAUAUUCUGAAAUGGGCUGAGGAGUUGAACGGCGCGAAAGCUUUCAAGGAAGCGGUGAAGCAAUGGGGUGGAUCGCCCAGUGGUCCUUUCAGUCCCAUAUCUGCGUUGGGUGUGCCACAGAUAAAUAAUAUAUCUUCACCCGCUGACUCACCCGAUGAUUCAGUACAAAUUAGCGUCACACAAGAGGAGAUAGAGUUGGCCCAAGAGAAUUGGUUAAACGGUUUGAGAAACCUACAGCCGCCCUUGAAACAGGAGAAAAUAGUGUUACCAGUGAAAGGUCGUAAAAAUAUUUUAAUAACAUCAGCAUUGCCAUAUGUAAAUAAUAUACCACAUUUGGGUAAUAUUAUAGGAUGUGUUCUAUCAGCUGAUAUCUUCGCUAGGUAUUGCCGUUUAUGCGAUUACAACACCCUGUAUAUAAGCGGCACGGACGAAUACGGCACGGCGACUGAGACCAAAGCCAUAGAAGAGGGUCUGACGCCGCGACAGAUCUGCGACAAAUACUACGAGAUCCACAACAGCGUGUACCGCUGGUUCGACAUUGGGUUCGAUUACUUCGGCCGGACGAGCACGCAGGAGCAGACCGAGAUAGUACAAAAGCAAUUCAUGAAGCUGCUAGACAACGGUUUCAUAAGCACACAGUCGGUUGAGCAGCUGUUCUGUGAGAAAUGCGAGAGGUUCCUGGCUGAUAGAUUCGUGGAGGGCACCUGCCCGCACGCGGGCUGCCUGUACGCGGGCGCGCGCGGCGACCAGUGCGACAAGUGCGGGAAGCUCAUCAACGCGCCCGACCUCAUCCAGCCCAAGUGCAAGGUGUGCGCGCACGCGCCCGCGCUGCGGCCCAGCGAGCAGCUGUUCAUCGAGCUGGGGCAGUUGGAGCCCUCAAUACGUAGUUGGGUGUCCUCCGCCGAAGCGGGGUGGUCCGCCCCGGCCAGGGCGGUGACGAGGUCCUGGCUACGCGAGGGGCUUCGCCCCCGGGCCGUUACGAGGGACUUGAAGUGGGGGGUGCCUGUGCCGUUGCCGCAAUAUAAACAUAAGGUAUUCUACGUUUGGUUCGACGCGCCGAUAGGAUACACCAGUAUCACACAAUGCGCGACCAAACAGUACGAGAAAUGGUGGAAACCGGACAAAGAGUAUGACGUUAAACUCUACCAAUUUAUGGCGAAAGACAACGUACCUUUCCACGCUAUAAUGUUCCCGGCCAGCGCUAUCGGCGCAAACGAUGGGACGAAACUCGUCGACUAUAUAUUCGCUACUGAGUAUUUGAAUUAUGAAGAGGGCAAGUUCUCAAAGUCCCGUGGUGUUGGUGUCUUUGGUACCGAUGCGCAGGACACCGGUAUACCAUCGGACGUUUGGCGCUUCUACCUCGCCAGCAUUCGUCCGGAAACAUCGGAUUCCAGCUUCAAUUGGACGGAACUUAUUACGCGCAACAAUUCGGAACUGCUGAACAAUUUGGGCAACUUCUGCCACCGCUCGUUGAGUUUCUGCGUGAAUUCGUUUAAUGGGAAGAUUCCAGGAGCGAAGCUGACCAGCUCCGACUAUGAGCUCUUUGCGCUGGUGAAUAGAGAAGUUGUUGCGUACGUGCGUGAGAUGGAGCGCGGGCGGCUGCGGGAGGCGCUGCGGCGCGCGCUGGCCGUGGCGCGGCUCGGCAACCAGCACAUGCAGGCCGCGCAGCCCUGGCGCCUGCUCAAGGGGACCGACGAGGACAAGGCGCGCGCCGCCACGGCCGUGUGCGUGUGCUGCCAGCUCUGUGCGCUGCUGUGCGCGCUGCUGGCGCCCUACGCGCCGCGCGCCGCCGCCGCGCUGCGCGCGCAGCUCAACCUUGCCGACACCUGCUUGAGGAUCAACCCCCGUAAUCCAUCGGUAAUCCAGUACCUGCCUGUCGGCCACGCUGUCGGCAAGCCUGAGCCGCUGUUCGCCAAAAUAGCGCCCGAACUGGCCGACACCCUGCGCGACAGGUACCGCGGCACACAGACGGAAAGAGCGCAGCAAAAUGGCGAAGCGGCCAAAACAGAUGCGCCUAAAGUCUCUAAUGUGGCGGAAUUGGAAAAAGCUAUCGCGGAACAAGGCGAUAAGGUGCGACAUCUGAAAGCGUCGACAAAAGACAAAUCUGUGUGGCAGCCGGAAGUUAACAGGCUAUUGGAGUUAAAGAAACAACUAACAGUUGCGCAAGCGCAGCCGCAGGGCGACACUGCUGGUGCCGAUGUUGCCAGUCUUGAAAAAGCUGUUGCUCAGCAGGGUGAUAAAGUGCGACAACUAAAAGCAUCGACUAAAGACAAGGCAGUGUGGCAGCCGGAAGUCGAUAAAUUGCUUGAAUUAAAAAAGAAAUUGGCGAGUGCACAGUCGAAUCAGGCAACACCAGCCAGUAAUAGCGCGGACAGUGUUGCCAGCUUAGAAAAAGCUAUCGCUGAACAGGGUGACAAGGUGCGAAAAUUGAAAGCGUCUACCAAAGACAAGUCAGUCUGGCAGCCGGAAGUCAAUGUAUUGCUAGAUCUAAAAAAACGCCUCGCCGCCGCACAGAGUAAAUAAAUGAUCAAUGUCAAAUAAAAUAUUGAAAAUGUUACAAAGAAUGUUCUGAGUAUUACCGUACAGUGUAUUUUAUUUGUAUAUACGUGAAGUAAGUUAUUUGGAAGGAUACAAUUUUGGCGGAUUAUAAAAAAAAAAAUACAGGAAGUCAUUUCGGCUUGGAAAAAUCAAUUUGUGCAAUGUCAGAUUUAAUGGAGAUUUGAUACGUUAUACUAUUCUCGUUGGUAUAUUAUGAUAUAAGAAUUUUAAAAAUUUACCAAAAUACAAAAAUUUUAAAACAAUUUCAUAAUAUAAUAUUAAUUAAGAAUAUUGCUCAAUCAUCUAAGAGGCAAGAACCCACUGCUCGAUUCCGCAAAGACAAAUAGCAUUAUGGCUCACUGAGCGCUGGCAGCCCAUUUUCUAUUCCAUACAUGAUUUCAUUUCAAAUUACCUUGAAUUAUAAAUAAUUUAAAAUAUCAGCAGUCAUUUACAUUAGAAAAUGAAUUUUAUACAAAUCACGUACAGAUUUCAAAUUUUAACACGCUUUUUUUAAAUUUUUUUACUUCGCCUGUAUUUAUAUGUAAGACUUUAAGUAAUCAGAUUUCAUUGAAACUGUUCCUUUUGAUUCAUCAUUCAAUAUAUUUACGCAUACUCUAUAAAGAGCAAGUGAGGCGAUUCAAUCGAGGCUAAAAAGGUGUAUCUUUUUUCUUUUGAAAUAAAAAUUUGUAUAAACCGAAUCGAGCACUGAGAUCCUGGGUUAUGAUAUAAUCAAACGAAUUCGCAAAGGAACUCAAAUACACUUACCAUAGACUUUUAAAUCAUAAUAUACCAAUGAUAUAUUUAAUAAAUAAAUGUGUUCAUUACUAUGCAUUGUAAUGGUAUUUAUUGUUAGAUUAAGCUUACUUGGAACUGAUAUCUCAAUAAGAUUUCUAUGAAGUA
Molecule: messenger RNA, 4017 nt
Organism: Zerene cesonia (dogface butterfly)
Lineage: Eukaryota; Metazoa; Arthropoda; Insecta; Lepidoptera; Pieridae
Gene: MetRS
Product: methionine--tRNA ligase, cytoplasmic
Exons: 24
Coding region: 103-3102 (999 amino acids)
Biological process (GO): methionyl-tRNA aminoacylation
Cellular component (GO): cytosol; aminoacyl-tRNA synthetase multienzyme complex
Molecular function (GO): methionine-tRNA ligase activity; ATP binding
Source: RefSeq, a predicted model, not a curated record